GUUAAAAAAGUUAAAAUAGCAGACUCACACACAUACUCUCUCAUACACCCACAGACUCACACACACACACACACCUAUAGACUCAUACACAGACUCACUCUCACACACACACACACACACAGCAUGGCGAGUGUUAGGAUGCUCCCGAGUGGAAUGUCGAUCUGUUCCUCCGUCCCUGACCUUCUCUUCCUACCUGAACUUGUAUUCGGUGCUGCAGUGUGGAUUUUAGUGGCGUGUACUAAAGUGGUUCCUGCUAACCCUCAGGCGUACGUCAUGACUGUGUCUUUGUUCUGCUUCAUCUCCACCUUCAUCUGGAUGGUGAUGUUCCUGUGUGGAGCUCACCACAACCAAAGCUCCUGGGUCACUGCAGACAUGGUGUAUCACUGUGCAGCUGCUCUGCUGUACCUCAGCUCCUCGGUGCUCCUGGCCUACGUCACGGUCGUUAUCAGCCCCUUCAAUCAGGUCAACUUCACUCCCUACAAACUCAAUGUCUCUGCAGUGGUCUUCUCCUUCUGGACCACACUGCAGUACAUCGUACACGCUGCUUUAUCGGUCAUCAGAUGGAAAUCUUUUUAAAACACAGAUGACUGUGUGUGUGUGUGUGUGUGUAUCAGUCUUGAUGAUAGUAUAUUUGUAUUUUGUGUAAUUGAUGUAUUUGAUUAUCAGAUGGAGAGCAAUGAUUCUGUUUAAUCAGUGAAAUGUCUUUAAUCACACACACACACACACACAC
Hemibagrus wyckioides is the source of this 730-nucleotide messenger RNA. RefSeq names its product myelin and lymphocyte protein-like. Bases 124 to 576 code for a protein of 150 amino acids. The record is from RefSeq and is a predicted model, not a curated record. Gene Ontology annotation, biological process: myelination. Lineage: Eukaryota; Metazoa; Chordata; Actinopteri; Siluriformes; Bagridae. The transcript has 4 exons. Gene Ontology annotation, cellular component: membrane. Gene Ontology annotation, molecular function: structural constituent of myelin sheath.